AUGUCGCCAACUGUAUCGCCUGAUCCCUGCAUUACUGAGCACUAUCAGCAGUCUGGAGGCGACGGCGACGGCGGCGACGGCGACGGCGGCAACUUAUCGAAGUCCUCCUCAAUGGUCUCCUUCUGUCACAGCCUCUACGAGGACGAGGAUCCCCAGAUGAGCAUGGCGGCGAAGCAAUGCAAGCGCUGUCAGUUUCUUGAAGCACGCGCAGCUCUCACUGAGCGUACGUGUACUCCUCAUUUUAGUCCCGCCUCCAUUGGCAUCUUUCAUGUCACAGCACCGCCUACCUCCGAUACUGUCCUCCAAUUCUGCAUUUAGGGAUGAAUCAGCUGUCGGCAAGGCGGCCACCCAGGGUGCCGAGUCCCUACCCCGUCCACAACUGGGACGAGGACUCACUUGCCAGCAGUGAGUUGACCGUCGUCUCCAGCCUGUCAAGAUCGCAGUCCUCGUCUCCAUCGGGAACACAGGCAGAUGUCCAGAAGGCGCAGGUAAACGCGUGCGACUUGCAAUCAGCCCUCAACUGUAAGUCGACAAUCCUCUGGGUUGAUUCGAGUUCCAAUUUUUUCGUCUUUUCACAUGCAGCGUUUGCAUACUCUUUUAGUUGUUCCUCCCUGGCAGAUUGGCAACCGUGGGCGGAAUACUGUGAGUUAAGGCCCAGUUCUGACUCUGCUUUGUGCAUUGUUACACCGGAAAGAUUACUGUUGUGAUUCAUUUUCUUCUUCAUUUUAGGAGUUGUGGCAUUGGAAAAGACGGAUAUGCAACACACUUCGCCGACUGUCUUGUGGCAUUUGCAGAGUUCCCCAUAGAUCUAGGUGUAAUAGGUAGUUCUUUUUGUAUAUAUAUACCUGUAAGACCUCAUUUCAGAUUAUUUAUCUCUUUCUCCUGUAGUUCGAUAUUCUGUGUGAGGAGGGGAUUGCGGUUAUGGGGGGGGAGGAGGGUGAAAUUUGAUGGAUUCUCAAGGGGACUGUUGCAAGAUUCUGGAAUGCUAUUAGUAGUCUGUCUGAUUAGGAAUGUUAAGGCGAUAUAGGUUAGUGUUAUUGGGUUCUCCGGUUUCGCGUAGUAGGCUCGACGCCUUGGUCUGCUUACUGGAGACGUUUAUUUAUGUGCCUAUUACCGUAUUAUUAGGAAGCAUAGUAAAAUGCAAUAUCGAGAUCUAAGCAAAACUCAUCGGAUUCCCUAACUUCGACCGAUCACAAUCUCCUAACGCAUAUAUUUGUGCGCAAGGUCAGUCUUUAGAUCACAUGAUGAAAGAACACAUGCAAAUGACUAUGCCUCAUAUCCUCACCGACAGAUUUCAGAGGCAAGAUACUUAAUAUGCCCUGUGUUUAGAAGCCUUGACAGUUCUUCAGCGUUGAAGACUAUAAAGAGGGUUAAGUUAAACAUCAGUUGGGAAGAAAGUCAGUAAAAGAUGCGCAACAGGUGUCAUACAUUGAGGAAUUCGUUGAUUUGCCACGAGGACCUAUUUCUUGGUAUCUGCAUUUCUCAUGCGUCAGGUGCAUCUCCGGGUCAGACCGACUGCCAGUGAAAUUGGACGCAUUUGUUGACUUGACAUGAAUUCACCUUCCACGCAUGCCACAUGCCGCCUAGUGCCUACGUCAAAGUGCGCUACAGUUCAUUUCUGAGGCAUAUCUGGCCUCGCACAAGUGUGAGUGACAUAAGUGCCACAUAACACGUGAUUAAAACAUGACUGUCCAAACCUCCGACUUUUAGUUUUGCUAGCCUAUCAGCCAGUUCAGGAAUUGCGCACCGCCUCGAAGCUACAAUGUGCAACAGGGCCAUAAUAUUCAAAGACCAGUUACAUCCCAAUGAGCAGUCUGUGGUCGUAUAUUGUAUCCCGUGCAUAAACUGUCCUUGUAACUUUGCAGGCCAGACUGAACGCGUGCUUGGAUCACACAUAAACCAAUAUAAGCUGGCUGUGGGAUGGGAUAACGAAUUAUCGAAAGCGGUUGGCCGCACCUACGAAAGUGGUCAUGAGUUUAAAUUCGUAAUCGUCAAGAUAAUUGCCCACGUCGGCAGCAAGACAAGUCGAGAAGUAAUUGAAACCUGGGCUUCGGGUGGGAACUCCGUUUAUCAGUGUAUCGAGUUGGCUCCCGCAUACAGAGCCCUGCGCAGUCAACUCCAGACCUGCGUCAUUGAUCGUUGA
Molecule: messenger RNA, 2143 nt
Organism: Spirometra erinaceieuropaei
Lineage: Eukaryota; Metazoa; Platyhelminthes; Cestoda; Diphyllobothriidea; Diphyllobothriidae
Source: the annotation of a GenBank genome assembly